CGGAAUUUCAGACGCACCUCGGCUUUGAUCUGCGCUUCGACCAAAUGUCUCAGUGUCCCGCUGCACCCCAGCCCGUAGUCCCAAUGCAGGACUCGGAUUGGAACUCUGUUCUGCAGUUCGUCCAGGAUCCCCUCGACAUGGACUUUGGUGACCCUAAGCAGGUCGGUCGCGCCCAGGAGAACAGUCCAAUCGUCCAAGUUCCAACCCCGCCACACUCUGCAGAUGGCUCGCCCGUCGUCGACGACUCUGAAGACAACACCUUGGUCUCGGUUUCGACAACGUUUUACCCAGGAGCCCAGCUCAACCCCGCACAACCGGACGUGAUCCUCCUUUCGUCAGAUGGGGUCUUUUUCUACUGCCACUCUCAUGUCCUCGUCGCAUGCUCGACGAACGGCUUUGCAGGCCAUCUGCCACGACCGUCGCCACCGAUAGCAUCGAGCAAGGACGUCGACCCAUUUGUGUCACUGAGCGACCACUCCACCAUCAUCAACAUCAUCCUUCACGCCGUUUAUGAUAUGUCAUGCGCGCACUAUUCCCCGCCUUUCCCAACCCUCGUUGCAGCGGUGAACAGGCUUCCUUUCUUUGGAAUCUCCCCAAAACUACGUAUCGCCCCUUCGACGCCCCUAUUCAACAUUCUCCUCGCAUACGCCCCGCUCUUCCCACUCGACCUCUACGCGCUGGCCGCCUCUUACGACCUUUACGACCUCGCUGUCUCAACUUCAUCCCAUCUUCUGUCAUUCCCCCUUUUCUCACUCACAGACGAAAUGGCGGAGAAAAUAGGCCCCGUCUACUUGAAGCGACUUUUCUUCCUUCAUUUUGGCCGAUCUGAUGCUCUUAAACGUGUUCUACUUCCCCCUCCACAUCCACAUCCUCCGACACCGUGGUGUGAUCUUACCGAGCAGAAGAAGUUGACAAGGGCGUGGGCUUUAGCAUCAGCUUACUUGGCCUGGGAUGCACGGCCAGUACAAUGGAGUCGGCGCUUCGGCCUCUUGCCGAGCACCUUACUUGUGAGCAGUGCCAAACUGUACUACGGGAGCGUAUCAAAAAUCUUGUGGUACAAUGGUCCGUAG
Messenger RNA from Coprinopsis cinerea okayama7#130, 1070 nucleotides. RefSeq lists its product as hypothetical. The transcript has 3 exons. The record is from RefSeq and is a predicted model, not a curated record. Lineage: Eukaryota; Fungi; Basidiomycota; Agaricomycetes; Agaricales; Psathyrellaceae. Bases 45 to 1070 code for a protein of 341 amino acids.